AUGGCAGGCUCGCCUACCAACCUCCUGCCCGUGAUCCAUUUCAUGGCCAAUUUCUGCUUUGCUUUCGGCGAGGGCAGUGCACUGCUUCGGAUCUGGACCAAGGCCGUUGUUCUCAAGUCGUACGGAUGGGAUGAUUUUGCAAUGACCAUAGCUGCGCUCAUCAACAUCGGCCAGCAUGCUAUCUUGUACAUCUUCGUCGACAACGGUGCCGGGCUUCCCACGGCGGAGGUUAUGAAACAAGACCCGAUGAAGAUCGUAAACAUGCAAAAGCUCCUCUUUACCGAAGAGAUUUACUACGUCUUUCUGCACUUCUGCAUCAAGAUGUCCUUCCUGCUCUUCUUCCUACGUCUCUCCCCAGCGACGGGCUUCAGACGUGCGGUGUGGUCCGUGAUCGGCAUCAACAUCUUUGUCACUGUCGGUGUCUGGAUUCUCUACUGUCUGCAGUGCCAGCCUAUCGAGGCAUACUGGAACAAGGCAAAGUACCCAGAUGUGAAGUGCCUCCCCUUCGCCGUGUCUCUGUGGCUCCCUGCCUGCGCGCUCAUCGCCGUCGACUUUGCCAUCCUGAUCCUGCCCCUCACGACCAUCAUGACGCUGCAGAUGAGCUUCAAGCGCCGCCUCCAGGUCCUGGCCGUCAUCACCACGGGCGGCACCUCGGUGCUCGUCUCGUGCCUGCGCCUCAUCGUCAUCAACGAGUUCACCAAGACGCCCGACUUCACGUGGGAGGUCGGCAUCAUGAUCAUCGUGUCGGCCGCCGAGAUGGAGACGGCCAUCUUCGCCGCCAACAUGCCCGCCCUGCGCGCGCUGUGGAAGACGUGGCGCGGCGGCGGGCUCACGACCAACGGCUCGUCCCCCGGCGCCAGCAAGGGCUACAACAUGGGCGGCGGCGGCAGCAGCAACGGCCACGGCACCGGCUCGCGCGGCCACCAGCUCUCGAACCUGUUCCCGAACCGCUCGGCCCCCAAGGGCGCCGAGCGCCUCGAGGACGACUACAGCAAGACCGAGGACGGCAGCUCGACGCGCGAGCUCACGCGGCGCGCCGACUCGGACGAGGAGCUGGCGCUCAAGGACAACGGCAUGAACAAGAAGAACGCCAUCGUCGUGACGCGGGGGUACGACAUCCAGGAGCACCAGGAGGACCCGCGCCGGGGCCAGGGGCAGGAGCACACCUGGUCGUCGCCCCGCGUCAACACGCUGAUCGAAUAG
This is a messenger RNA of Thyridium curvatum, 1203 nucleotides long. RefSeq lists its product as uncharacterized. The coding region runs from base 1 to 1203 and encodes 400 amino acids. The transcript is spliced from 5 exons. NCBI's taxonomy places the organism in Eukaryota, Fungi, Ascomycota, Sordariomycetes, Thyridiales, Thyridiaceae. The record is from RefSeq and is a predicted model, not a curated record.